Messenger RNA from Plasmodium cynomolgi strain B, 600 nucleotides. Its product is annotated as ATP-dependent helicase. Lineage: Eukaryota; Apicomplexa; Aconoidasida; Haemosporida; Plasmodiidae. The record is from RefSeq and is a predicted model, not a curated record. Gene Ontology annotation, molecular function: nucleic acid binding; ATP binding. The transcript has a single exon. The annotation marks the transcript as partial.
AUGAGAUCUUCACCCCGCACUAUACUAAACCAUGUUGGUAGAACACUAAAAAUUCAUGUGACCCUGUGUUUGCUCCUUUUAUGUGUAAAUGUCCGCCUACAUAAGACAAACAGCGCCGGGACAGCGCACUCUGUCAGGAAGAACUUUUUUAUCUCCCCGAGUGGAACGCGGGGUAGUGUUACGAAGAAGAGGUUUGUUUUGAGAAGGGCGAACCAUGGGGAGGGGAGCUUAGCGGCCCACGGGGUUGCAGGUCCCCCGAGCGAAGCUGCGCCAAGCGUGGAGGGGAGGCAAAGUAUUGGUGAAGAUAGCCACGCUCGGAUCGGAGAGGAUAACCGCUUACACAGCGGAGGGGAUAAUUACUCACCUCACGUAAGCGACCAGUUCGCAGACGUGCCCGAAAUAAACCCAAACAUCGCCAAGUUCCUGGCCAGCAAGGGCAUAAAUCAGAUGACGAAAAUUCAGGCACAGAGUUUCAGGCCCAUUUACGAGGGGAGAGAUAUAAUAGGGCGCUCCGAAACGGGUUCAGGGAAAACCCUAGCCUUCGCUCUGCCCUUGGUGGAGAAGUUGUACAAAGUUAAAAUGGGGAGGAGCGGAGAAGGG